Molecule: messenger RNA, 939 nt
Organism: Cryptomeria japonica (Japanese cedar)
Lineage: Eukaryota; Viridiplantae; Streptophyta; Pinopsida; Cupressales; Cupressaceae
Product: transcription factor ABA-INDUCIBLE bHLH-TYPE-like
Exons: 3
Coding region: 1-939 (312 amino acids)
Molecular function (GO): protein dimerization activity
Source: RefSeq, a predicted model, not a curated record
AUGGAAACGUACGAUUUUAGUCUGAACAAUGGUGCCAUUGAAUCUAUUUUAGAGAUUAGUGAAAGUGCUUUAGACAAUGAUGCUCCUGAAAUCAUCAUAAUGGGCGACCCCCAGUUUGAGCUUCCUUCUUACGAUGUCAUGAUGAACAGAACUGAUCAACAGUUUGGGAAUUCCAUAGAAAAUAAAAUGUGGGCACCUCAGAAUAGUGCCUUCAGCGCCUACAUAAAUGCUCAUUCAAACACCGCUGCAGAUUCUUUGGUAUCCUCUCAGACUCUGCACAAAAGAUGUUUUAGAUUUCUGAGAGAAAUCGAUGAAGAUAGAAAGUUAGAGAUCCAGAGAUCACGCCUAACUGCCCCUGCUGAAGAGUUAAAUGCAAGAAGGAAGAAUCACCACUUGAUUGCAGAGCGUAAUAGGAGAGUGAAAUUGAACGAGCAUUUCCAGAACCUUUACUCUCUUCUUCCAAAAAAUUCCAAGAAAGAUAAGCAUUCAAUAUUAGCGAAUGCCACAAGCUAUUUGAGAGAACUAAAACUUAGGGUUUGUGAGCUGGAGCAACAAAGUGAAAGCGUCGAGGAAUCAAUUCCCAGGAGUUUCACAAAUAGUGGAGGAGGAAGUGGUGGGUUCGAAUCCCAAGACAAACCUUUCAAUUCAGAAAACCCAUUACUUUAUCGUAGCGACGAUGUGAUCUUGGAGCAAUGCGAGGAUUUCCCAGACCAAGUUAAAAUUAUGAUUAAUGUGCAGAGAAGAACUGUUUUAUGCCCAGCAAGUCUGUUGAUGAAGAUGAUAGAGAUGUUGAGUGCAGAGCAGUUGGAAAUCAUUUCACUUUCCCAUAUAAAGGGAUUUGGAUUUCACUCUAUUUUUAUCGUACUAACAAAGGAUGAAGACUGGGAUAUUUCCCACUGGCAAACGUUUGGGAGUUUAGUCAAUCGGACUGUCAGCUGA